AUGGGCGAAACACGUCCGGCGCGCUCGGCCGCAAAGAAGGGCGCCUCCAAGAUAAAGACCAGCGCAAAGAAACAAAGCUCAAAAAACUCGGACAUCGACAUGGACUCUGAUAACUACGAGCCAGCACCCGACAGAGACGACGACGACUCGGACGAAUAUGUCGAGCCACCAGAGGACAAGGACAACCGUCAUAACGACGACGAGGACGACGAGGACGUGAAUAUGGAGGUGGACGAGGAACUGGACGAGGAUGAAGGCGUCAAGCCAAAGAGACAACGGCGGCGCAAGCAAACCAACAACUUUACAAUUCCUUUGGAGGAGAUGAACCGAUUGUUGAGCACGCGCAACAACACCGACACACAGAUCGAGGGAGGAAGCACAGUCAACGCAACAGUCGCAGGGACAGAACUCAGUCUUGAACGGAUGGGCGGAAAGGACGUCGUCGGUGCCAAAGUCAGCGCAGCGGGAGAUCCCAAGCCGAGAGCCCAGAGGUCGCGCCCCAACAAGCCCAUGCACAAGAAGGGUGAGAUGAACAGGUCGGAAUUCAUCCCAUCCAUCUGGAAGUCUUCGUAUCAGGGCCCCACUCAGGCGGAUAUUCACCAUGUCAGCAUGCAACCGGAAUGUCUUACGACGCCCGUCUAUCCAAAUAUCGCUUCCAACAUCAAAGACUUUCGCAUCAUUACCGAGCCAUCUGCCUUGGACGAGUAUUUCCCAGUUUUGACCACCACUAGCAUCCAUACAAGAGAACAAGACAUUGACAUGCGCACCAUGACCGCCAAGUACAUGGGGUCGACAAAACAGACCGGCAUCAACGACUACUAUAUUUUGAACGCAGGAUUCUCGGUGUGGGCCAUGGACUGGUGCCCUCUCUCGAGCCAUGCUAAUUCGCCCAAGGAUAACAUGGACUAUGUCGCCAUCGGAGGAUUCCCAGAUACUGCCGAGAAUUGUAUUGCACGCGAUCAGCUAUACCCACUUGGUAAACAGGAUGCACAUCCCAACAUGAUCCAAAUCUGGAGCAUGAACUGCAACACCAACAACCAAGGUGAGCUUCAGGGCAACCCUGAGACCUACCUAUCGCUUUGUAUCCUGCAUGCGUACGGUGCGGUUCUCGACCUGAAAUGGUGUCCGACUGGAGGCCACAUGGAUGCCGGUUCUUCGAGUGGAGAUUUGACCAGACUCGGUAUUCUCGUAGCGGCUUUCAGCGAUGGUACCAUUCGGAUAUUCAGUGUGCCAGAGCCAAAGAGCCUGCGAGCGCACCUGAGCAUUGGGACUCCCGAGGACUCAUCACCUGAACCUGUUUACAUCGAGUUUCCAGAGCCAUUUGCGACCAUAAGGAUGGGCGAUAUCUGCUUCAUGUGCAUCAACUGGGGCACAUCAGAACGGCUCGCUGCAGGACUGACCAACGGAACGAUCGCUGUGUGGGACAUGAAGCUCAUGUUGAGCCAGACCAAGGAGACUUUGGCCGAGAAAGACUCUGAGUAUCUGGAUCCGAUCCAUGUCCCUCAGGUUCACGACGUCAGUGUACGGUGCGUAGACUGGCUAAGGAGCGUGGACCCAGCAGAGGUGCCUUGGAUUCUGGCCUCUUCUGGUUACGAUGGCCGCAUCAGAUAUACGGAUCUUCGCGACAUCUAUGUCCAGAUCGACAUCAAGACCAUCCUCGGCGUGCCUAUGGCAUCCCUCUUCAACCCAUGGGCAGAGGCCAUCGUCUAUUGCGAUUUUGACUUUGGAGGCAAAAUGGACCAGCUUUAUCUGGAAUCGCGAGGCUUUCGUCUGUUCAACGCGAAGGGGACCAUUUGGGACUUUUCUUCUUCAGAUUACCAACCAUUUGUCGCCGCUGCCAUCUCGGACGGAAGAGUCAAAAUCUGCAACCCAGCCUACAAGGCUAAGCGCGGUUAUGUGCAAGAGAACACAAUGGAUGCUGACGGGUCCUCUCAAAUGGAGCCGACUUCAUCGUCCAGUCAAGCAGAAGAGGAAGGAGGUGCUCAACGGUCCUCUUUUACAUACAAGGAGGGCGAGGAGAGAGAAUACGUCUCCAAGUCUGCAGGAUACCUCUCUUUUUACGGUGCAAAUGUUGCUGUUCAAAAGGUGCAAUGGUCAAAGUGCUUUCACUCUGCGGCAUGGCUGGCGUCUGGAUCGGCAGGAGGACUGGUCAGGAUCGACAAUACGAUGCUACGGAAGGAGGAAGGAGGAGAAGGCAACAAGAUCACUUACCAACCGGACGCUUACCUUCUAAAGAAGCGGGUGGCCAAUGGUGGUAGUAUUGGACCGGAUGGGGAAUAUGUUCCAGCAAGAAAGGGUCGACCUCCGAAGGAAGGAGGACCUCGACGUUUGAGAAAGGGAAAGAACGUCAAGAGGGCCACUGCCAAGGCCAAGGUAACUUCUCGAAAAGGAGCCAAAUCAAAAUCGGCCGCCGACGAUCAUGAUUCUGACGAAGACGAACCGGAAGCAGAGGAUUCUGGGCACGACGACGAGGAUAAUGAGGAGGACGGUGAUGCUGGCCAAUCUAGCGGCACACGGGGCCUGCGCGAUGAAGAUGAGUUUGUGGGACGCACCAAGGACACAGGUUCAUCGAAUGGUGAGAAGCGGGCCACACGAUUGUCGACUGGCCGACUUGCACCCAUCUUUGCCAGAAAGUCGUCAAAGACUACUGCGGCUUCUGAUGAGGAUGAGGGUGAGGGAGACGGGGAGCAGGGGGAAGACGAUAAUGAAGAAGAAGGAGAGAGUGGGGAGACAGGGGCUGAGGGGGCGUCGUUGCCAUCCAAAAAAUCGACACGGAAACCUGCUCGCGCCGCAGUAGCAGCAAAGCCGUCGAAGAAGGAUCCUCCGAAAUCACCUGGCAAACCUCGAGGACGGCCUCGAAAGAAUCCGCCCCUUGUCGACCCUGUCACGCCCAAUCAAACUCUACUCUCAAUGAUGAGGAUCUCGCAGCCAGAGCCUUCAGCAACGGAUGAGAUUGAUGUCGCUUCCAAGGAUACGUCGUCAGUCGAUGUUGAGCUGGCUGAGGCGACGGUGGAAGAGAGAGUUAUGGCCGCGGUGGCAACUGGGCCGGUUAUCUCUACUGCGCCUAUGCAAGCUACGGCAACUACAGCGACAGCAACUUCCAAGAUGAGUGCGGCGAGCGUUGCGGCGCCCAAAAAGCCCAGAGGAAGACCACCCAAAGCACGGCCUGCUGCAAUAGAGACAGCGACAACGACGGCUACUGGUGGUUCAGGUGGUGUGCCGGCUUCUGUGGUAGCGUCAAACGAGGCAGCAACAGCGCAAGGCACUGAUAAUGGCGCAGCUGCAGGCUCGACGACGGAUAAUCGAGAGGCGGAUGUGCAGCGGGAGGACGAUCCGCGCAGCCAGUCGAGUGAAUCGGCGGUCUCAUCACGUGCAUCAUCGGCGGCCCCGGAGGCAGCAGCAGCUGUAGCAGGCGCCAAGGCACCAGCGACUCCUGGCAAGAAAGGAGCAGCAGCACCGCGGAUGGCGAGGAAGCGCAAUGAGGAAGAAAAGUCCAAGGCCACGAACCGGACGCUGACCGAUCUGUGGGGCAAAAAAUAA
Molecule: messenger RNA, 3540 nt
Organism: Linnemannia hyalina
Lineage: Eukaryota; Fungi; Mortierellomycota; Mortierellomycetes; Mortierellales; Mortierellaceae
Source: the annotation of a GenBank genome assembly